This is a messenger RNA of Parnassius mnemosyne (clouded apollo), 669 nucleotides long. NCBI's taxonomy places the organism in Eukaryota, Metazoa, Arthropoda, Insecta, Lepidoptera, Papilionidae. The record is from the annotation of a GenBank genome assembly.
AUGGGAGAUUUACCUCGUGUAAGAAUUACACCUGCUCGACCCUUUCUACACAGUGGAGAAGACUUUGCUGGGCCUUACCAAAUCCUGAGAUCUAAAGGUAGAGGAUGUAAUACAACUAAGGCUUACAUAGCAAUUUUUGUUUGCAUGUCAACAAAGGCCAAACACCUAGAAUUGGUUGGAGACCUUACCUCUGAGGCCUUUAUUGGAGCUUUCAGAAGAUUUGUAGCAAGAAGGGGAAGAUGUGCACAUCUCUGGAGCGACCAGGGAAGAAACUUCGUAGGUGCCAACAAAGAACUUGUAGCAGCUUGGGCAGACGCAAAGAUGAAGUUUGAAGGUCACAUUUCUGAAAUGUUAGCAUUAGAUGGCACACAAUGGCAUUUCAUACCUGCCUAUAGUCCUCACAUGGGCGGAUUAUGGGAAGCAGGUGUCAAAUCAAUGAAAUACCACAUGAAAAGAAUAUUGACUUGCAACCUAACCUAUGAAGAGAUGACGACCUUACUGUGUCAAAUAGAAGCUUGCCUUAACUCGCGCCCUCUUAGCCCUAUUGACGACUCAGACACGGACAACAUACUGCCACUUACCCCAGGGCACUUCUUAAUAGGCGAAGCUCCAAUCAAUGUACCCCACUCUGAUCUAAAGAACAUUCCUGUCAGUCACUUGUCACGAUAG